This is a messenger RNA of Cuscuta campestris, 3444 nucleotides long. The record is from the annotation of a GenBank genome assembly. NCBI's taxonomy places the organism in Eukaryota, Viridiplantae, Streptophyta, Magnoliopsida, Solanales, Convolvulaceae.
CCAUGCACGAUGGCGGAUAUGGACGAUUUCGGUUUUGACGCUCACACGGGAAACGGGAGUAGUUCCAAGACUCCGGUUAUGAACGUUUCGGCUGGAUUGGGUGGUUCUAUUGGGCAGACCACUCUGAUCAACGUUCCUUUCGGAUCGAGUGCGGCCGUGGGGUCCACUCUGAUCCUCACCUUCGUUGGAUCGAUCACGACUAUGGGGUCCGCUCCGGUCACCUCGUUUAAUGGACCAACCGCGGCUAUGGCCGCAAUGGUCAUCCUACUCGCACUGAAUAUGGCUUCGGCCAUACCAGUCAUUCCCUCACUUGGACCGAACACGGAUGUCUUCACAUCCGCACUGGUCGGACAUCCUACUGUCAUGCUGCUUGCGAAUUCUGUCAAAGAACCGGCAAAUCAAGCUGAAGAAUUGAUCCUCAUUUAUAAUGAGUGCACUGACAAGGGAAUGGGAGUCAGUGAGGCAUUCCAAGUGGCGACGAUUAUUCAUGUGCUCCCUCCGGCUUGGGAUGAGUUCUGGAGCUAUCUCAAGCUCAAACGGAAAGAAAUGACUCUAGAACAGUUGCUUGUUCGUCUCCGGAUCCGUGAACAGGGUCUCACUCGCGAGAAGAAAGUAGCUGUUGCUAAGGCCAAUGUGGUGGAGCAUCCACCCAAAGAAGGUUCUUCCAAAGGGCUCAAGCCAAAUAAGGACAAGAAGAAAAUUGGUGCUAAAGAGGGCGUCGCGAAGACUAUUGUCAUGGAGAGGGAAACUAACCGUCCAAACCCACCGGCAGCGACUGCUAUCUCCAUUCCAGUCCGUCCGAUCAACCCCAAUCCCCACACCACCAAACUCCACUGUUCUUCUAACUCCUCCCCGUCAGCCCCCGACUUUCUCCGUGAAGUUCAAGCCACCUUCAAGCGCCAUAGACCCCUCGUAAACGUGCAAUCAAAUAAUUUAAGACCAAGGAGGGAGCAGGUUCCUAGAAGGGAAGUUUCAAGAAGCUCAAUCACAAGUGUAGGUUCUACAUGUGAUAUGCAGAAGGGACAUGUUGAUAUUCUGGUUAGUCACAACCUCCAGGGUUGCAUUUCGCAAACCCAGAACACAGUCUCGGUUGUCCGAGAAUCUCAAGAAGAUGCAUCCGUCACUCCACGUUCUGAUUGGAAUUCGACUUUGAGUACAAAUGAACAAGAUUUUAGACCAUUGAAUGCUCGGGGUGACCAAGUUGGAUCGACUGAGGGGCAUCAAAGCAAUAUUACAUUUGAGUCUGCAGUUGCAAGCAAUCCUGAUGUUCCACUGGCUGAAGGGAAGAAGAAAGUACAUUAUGCCACAGAUUACAAUCCUAGAUCUCAGGGAAUAGGAUGGUUCAUAAGUAACCAGUUGGAGGCCCCAACUGCUGCCAUUCAGGUAUCGACAUAUCAAAAUGUUGCAAAUCCAGAAUGUAAUUUAAGGUCUGAAACUGGGGUUUCUUUGCAAGAUAAAGGAACAGAGGGUGGUCACCCUCAUCAAUUUAGUAACUUUCUACAGAGUGAUUUUAGUCACCCAAUUACUCAAUCUUCGGGUAUUGGGUCAUCUUGCAUCACAACAUCGAUUACUAACUCAGCCCCUAUGCUUAGUUCAACAUCCUAUUUCUCUCAAUCUCAUCAGAUGAGCAGUUCUCAAUUAGCUGUGGACCGCGUAGCAAAGUCCAAGCUGAGUUGUGAAGAGGUUCCCCACAAGGAUAUAAUGCAGCCCUUACAUUUGUCAUCUAAGAAUGAAAAUAAAGUAUUAGCCGGUCAAGAAUCCCUUACAGCUUCUGAUUCUAGAGCCAAAACUGAACCGGAAGCUAAGAUGCUUUACCAAAGUAAGGAGCAACACAACAAUGUACCUAAGUUGGGCGAUACUUCCAUUGAUCCUUCCCCUUUUGAUGGCUGUUCUGGAAAAGUAGAUGCCUUAGAUAUUCAAUCUGAGGUUGCCUUGCCAAAAGUAUCUUCAUCAGGCUUAAAAGAAGAACCUUCCAAGUUAGAGAAGCUAGAGAAAGGGACAAACAGUAAAGUCACAUCUUCAUCUCGACGAAAAACUCAUGAUUCUGAUUUAUAUUUCAAUGUUAACGGAAAGAUUUACCAAAGGCUUGGUAAGAUAGGUAGUGGCGGAAGUAGUGAAGUGCACAAAGUUAUUUCAUCAGACUGCAGAAUAUAUGCCUUGAAACGAAUCAAGCUUAAGGGACGAGAUUAUGCAACUGCAUAUGGGUUUUGCCAAGAAAUUGAGUAUUUAAAGAGAUUCAAGGGAAACAACAACAUUAUUCAAUUAAUUGACUUUGAGGUAACAGACAAGAACUUGCUUCAGGAAGUCAUGAGUGGUUCUAUGAGUAAUAAGGAAUGCAAGGUCAAAGAAGAUGGCUUUAUAUACAUGGUUCUUGAAUAUGGUGAAAUUGAUUUGGCUCACAUGCUGUCUCAGAAAUGGAAGGAGCUAGAUGACUGUAAUGCAACCAUUGAUGAAAAUUGGCUUAGAUUUUACUGGCAGCAAAUUCUUCUUGCUGUGAAAACCAUACAUGAAGAACGGAUUGUGCACUCAGACCUAAAGCCAGCUAAUUUCCUACUUGUGAAAGGCUCACUGAAGUUGAUAGAUUUUGGCAUUGCCAAGGCUAUACUGAACGACACCACAAACAUUCAGAGGGAUGGACAGGUGGGCACUCUAAGUUACAUGUCUCCGGAAGCAUUUUUGUGCAACGAGACAGACGCAAACGGAAACAUCAUAAAAUGUGGUCGUCCAUCAGACAUCUGGUCACUUGGUUGCAUCCUUUACCAAAUGGUUUAUGGCCGGACACCAUUUUCAGAACACAGAACCUUCUGGGCUAAGUUUAAAGUUAUUACAGAUGCCAACCAUGAAAUAAAAUACGAACCGGUUUCCAAUCCAUGGCUCCUUGACCUUAUGAAGAACUGUCUUACAUGGGACCGAAAUAAAAGAUGGAGGAUUCCCCAGCUGCUCCAACACCCUUUCUUAGUUCCUCCCAUCCCAAUCCAACCACCUUCACCUUCUUCCCCACAAGAUCAGAGUUGUAAAUUGCUUCAGCUUCUCUUAAAUGCAUGUCAACAUGAUCAAAAUGCACUGAUGCUAUGUUCACAACUCCAGCGAUUGCUAGCUGACCCUCAACCUUCACAGCAAUUAGAAUUGCCCGUGUCGUCAUCUACAAGUCGAGAGUGCGAGUUGCUGAACGAAUUGUCAAAACUGUGUAUCAGACUACGAGGGCAUUUGGCAAUGUUGGGAGGCACGUAAAGUUGGCGAUGUAGAUAGAUUAAGUCUGUUCUUGGUUUCAUCAUUUUGGGCUGUUCCACCGUGCUUCUUCUGUUUCUACCUAUUCUGGUUUAUGCUGAUCUUCUUUGGGUUUAUUUGGGUAGAAAUUUCGUGCAUAUAAGGAAGAAAACAAAGGGGAAUCAAGCUUUAGACUUUUGUGAAUAAAAUGCCAAAACAGCACUAUUCAUUCAAUGA